Fusarium odoratissimum NRRL 54006 is the source of this 951-nucleotide messenger RNA. RefSeq lists its product as uncharacterized. The transcript has a single exon. Gene Ontology annotation, molecular function: hydrolase activity. NCBI's taxonomy places the organism in Eukaryota, Fungi, Ascomycota, Sordariomycetes, Hypocreales, Nectriaceae. Bases 1 to 951 code for a protein of 316 amino acids. The record is from RefSeq and is a predicted model, not a curated record.
AUGGCAGCCGCUUUCAAGCAAAAUCCGCCUCCUGCCCCACCAUCCACGGAUAUUGAGUACAUAAAGAAAAUUCCAAUGCGAGAUGGAUACGAGAACGAGAUUCGCAUUUAUCAACCUCCUGGCCAAUCGACCAAAGUCCGAGCCAUGUUUGUCAUGAUUCAUGGUGGUGGCUUCUGCCUAGGGAAUAACUACACACACAGCUAUCAGUCUAGGGCCAUUGCAUCGCUCCAUGAUAUUACUGUCGUUAAUUUGUCUUAUCGUCUAGCCCCAGAAUAUAGGUUCCCUACUGGCCCUAACGAUGUCUGGGACUCUGUGCAUUGGUUGAGCCAAACAGAUAACGCCAAGGACCUCGGAUGCGACAUCUCUCUUGGGUUCUACAUUGGUGGUGUCUCUGCUGGUGGCAACCUUGCUGCAGUCACGGCGCAGCGGUGGGUGUCGGAGGAUCGUACUCCCAAGCUCUCGGGAGCCUGGGUGUGCAUUCCUUACCUAUUGGAAACUGAAAUCGUACCCGCCGAGUACAAGAAUCUCUAUCUCGCCAGAAAUCAGAACGCUAAUGCCAUGAUCAUCAACCAGGAAGCGAUGGAAUUUGUGGGGGCGGCCUAUUGUCCAGAUGUGCUGUCACCGGCUUUCUCUCCCUUUCAAGCCGAUCAUCCACACAAAGGAAUGCCUCCAGUUUACAUUCAGGUUGCUGGCCAGGAUCCUCUCAGGGAUGAUGGACUUAUUUACGAGAAAGCUUUGCGGGCUCACGGAGUACUGACAAAGCUAGACGUAUAUCCUGGCCUCCCACAUGCAUUUGACGGCAUUUUUCGAGAGCUAAGCAUUUCGAAGAAGUGCAUGUCGGACAUGUUGGCGGGGAUCGGCUGGCUUACAGGGAAAGAAGUCAACAGCAAGUUAUGUGAGGAGGCGGUUAAGGAGUCGUAUGCCGCCACGCCUUCUGUGAGGCCGAUUUGA